AUGGCGGCAGGCGUCGCGUGCCGCUUCUGCCGCGAAGACCAGCUGGAUAUGGAAUGCUGCCGCGAGGGCCUUCUCCCACACUCCAACGGCCUCGGGGGCAUCCUCCCGGACCGCAUCAGCGCCCUCACUGACGACAUCCUCCUCAAGAUCCUCGCCUGCGCCGCCGCGCACACGGGCCUGCUCGCGCGCCGGAAUCCGAGUGAUUUGAUGGAGAAGGUAUCUCCUGAUGCCAGCGUCAGCAAUCCAGUUCCCGCAGAUACCGUGAAGGAGGUGGCGAGACAAGAAACGGUGAAAAAGAGUCCAAGCCCAAUGAAGGGAAAGAAAGUGGGGCUGAAGGUGGAAGCAGGGAAGCAAAGGUCUCCCUCUGUGCUGAAGGAAGUGAAGGCAACACCGCCCACUCCGCAACGGUUUCCAUCCCCAUCGCCAAACCGCAUUAAGAAUGUUAAACCUGGAGGGGUGGCCACAGCAGGAUCGCCACUCAAGAAGCCACUCAAGGUUUUCUCCGGAGAUGUAUCCAAGACCUUCGAGCAAGAGAUAUACCGAUUUCAAGUUACUGACUAUUCUGUUUUGGAGCUGGAUCUCAUACAACAAUGGCAUGUUUAUGGAGCAAUCGUCCUCCAUCUUCUUGGCCUUUGUACUUCUAUACAAAGGCUUAAGGUGACGCUAGAUGAAUUUAUCAGGGGAGACUCCUGCUAUGCAAAUUGCCAUUGUGAUCAGCCUGAUAAUUGGAGAAGUCAGAGUAUCUCCUUGAUUGAUCUUAAAGAAGUGGAAAUCCAGCGCUUCAGAGGACAAGACCAUGAAGUUGAUUUAUUGAAAGUACUCUUGAGAUGUGCUACCGAGCUUGAAAGGGUGACUCUGAGAUUUUCCAGAAAGGUCUCAUCAAGUGACAGUGUAUGCAUGAAAAUCGUUGGCAUUUUAGAGGAUUAUCCUUCCGUGAAGUGCAAUGUUUAUCAGUAUGGCAAGCUGAUUUUUAUGCAUGAAUAG
Miscanthus lutarioriparius is the source of this 984-nucleotide messenger RNA. NCBI's taxonomy places the organism in Eukaryota, Viridiplantae, Streptophyta, Magnoliopsida, Poales, Poaceae. The record is from the annotation of a GenBank genome assembly.